AGAGCAGCCUCUCUUCACGGCAAGUGAACAAAGGCAUCUUUUCACAGAUGGAAGCGACUCAAUAGGACCGGCAGGAGAUGGAAGAGCAGGACCCAGAAGGACCUGGAACUGGCAAGACGGCAAGCAAAGGCCCCUUUCUCCUCCACGCUGGGAAUGGUGUUGAAUUCUGGGAAAGGGCUGUGUCAGAGGCCCUGGCUAAGGAUACCAUGACCUCAGAUGUGCAUCGCCAGUGCUUCCGGCAGUUCCGCUACCAUGAGGCCGAUGGGCCCCGAGAGGUUUGCAACCAGCUCCAUGGACUUUGCAGCCAGUGGCUGAAGCCGGAGAGGCACACCAAGAAGCAGAUCCAGGACCUGGUGAUCCUGGAGCAGUUCCUGACUCUCCUGCCCCAGGAAAUGCAGGGCUGGGUCAGAGGAUGUGGGCCGGAGACCAGUUCCCAGGCGGUGGCCCUGGCCGAAGGUUUCCUCCUGAGUCAGGCAGAGGAGAAGAGGCAGGCAGGACAGAUGUGGGCCCCAUCCAGGAAGAAAGAAGCUGCAUUCCCUGAGGCAGAAGGAGCUUCCUUGGAGCAAGGGCAGAGGGCGCAGGCUGUGGAGCGUGUCCAAGAUGCUCUUUCCCUUUCCUGUGGCAGUGAAGAGACGCUGUUGAAUCGCUGUCUUUUCAGAAGUGUGGAAACGGCUGCUGCGUCUACAGUCCAGGGUCCCUUUUCCUUGGAGGAGGUGUCCGUCUCUUUCACGGAGGCAGAGUGGGCCCUGCUGGAUCCGGGACAAAGAGCUCUGUACAGGGAAGUCAUGCUGGAGAACUAUGGGAACGUGGCCUCUCUGGCAAAGGAUGAUCAGAUGAAUGAGGAGGGUGAGGAACUACAGCUGCGUUUGCCAGAUGAAGUUAUUAAUAAAGACUCGAAAGGAAAUGUAAGGAAUCGAGGCAGACCCAAGAGAAAGAAGGACAGCCAUUUUGUUGAGAAGAGAAAUGGAAGAAAGCGUAAUGAACAUUUUCCCAAGCACAAUACAAUGAAGAUGAGUCAGUCCAUUAAGUAUGGAAAGGACAUCAGAUAUAGAUCACAGGUUCUAGUGAACCAAAGAAUAGAAAAACGACAUAAACCUUUGGAAAGCUCGGAGUGUGGAAAGAAAUUCAAUCAGAAUGGCAAGCUUCAGCAGUGUCAAAGAACUCACAAAGAGGAUAAACUGUUUGAAUGCACAGUAGGUGGAAAAAAAUUUGGGUUCAAUAGCAAUCUUCAGCAGCAUCAAAGAACCCACACAGGAGAGAAACCUUUUGCAUGUUCAGCGUGUGCAAACACGUUCAGUGACAAGAACAGUCUUAAACAGCAUCAGAGAACUCACACAGGAGAGAAACCUUUUGAAUGCAAAGAGUGUGGAAAGAGAUUCAGUCAGAGUGGCCAUCUUCAAAACCACCAAAGAACUCACACAGAGGAGAAACCUUUUAAAUGCUCAGAAUGUGGAAAGAGAUUCACUCAGAGUAGCACUCUUCAGAAGCAUCAGAGAACCCACACAGGAGAGAAACCUUUUGAAUGCUCAGAAUGUGGAAAGAGAUUCAGUCGCAGCAGCAAUCUUCAAAAGCAUCAGAGAACCCACACAGGGGAGAAACCUUUUGCAUGCUCAGCAUGUGGAAAGACAUUCAGUGACAAGAGCAGUCUUAAAAAGCAUCAGAGAACCCACACAGGGGAGAAACCUUUUGAAUGCUCAGAGUGUGGAAAGAGAUUCAGUCACAGUGGCACUCUUCAAAAACAUCAGAGAACCCACACAGGAGAGAAACCUUUUGCAUGCUCAGCGUGUGGGAAGAGAUUCACUAACAGUGGCACUCUUCAACAGCAUCAGAGAACCCACACAGGAGAGAAACCUUUUGAAUGCUCAGAAUGUGGAAAGAGAUUCAAUCAGAGUAGCAGUCUUCAACAGCAUCAGAGAACCCACACAGGAGAGAAACCUUUUGAAUGCUCAGAGUGUGGAAAGAGAUUCACUAACUGUGGCACUCUUCAAAAGCAUCAGAGAACCCACACAGGGGAGAAACCUUUUGAAUGCUCAGAAUGUGGAAAGAGAUUCACUCAGAGUAGCAGUCUUCAACAGCAUCAGAGAACCCACACAGGAGAGAAACCUUUCGAAUGCUCAGAAUGUGGAAAGAGAUUCAGACACAGCGGCAAUCUUCAAAAGCAUCAGAGAACCCACACAGGGGAGAAACCUUUUGAAUGCACAGAGUGUGGAAAGAGAUUCGGUUACAGUAGCACUCUUCAAAAGCAUCAGAGAACCCACACAGGGGGAAAGCCUUUUGCAUGCACAGAGUGGGAAAGAAAUUCAGUCAGAGUGACAAUCUUCAACAGCAUCAGAGAACCCACACAGGAGAGAAACCUUUUGAAUGCUCAGAGUGUGGAAAAAGAUUCAGUCGCCUUGGUACUCUUCAAAGGCAUCAGAGAACCCACGCAGGGGAGAAACCUUUUGAGUCCUUAAAGUGUGCAAAGGGAUGAAGUUGGAGUAGCACUUUUUGAAAACACCUGAGAACUGACACGAGAAGAAACCAUGUAGCCCCUUAGACUGGAAAAAGAGCACUUCACUUAUUUCACAAGAAAAAACAACCACAGACUAUGAAAACCGUCAAAGUAGUAUAAACUCUUGUAUAAAGCUUUAAUCUACGUGGACAUCUUACCCUAACCUAGAAGAAAUCUUACAAAUGCUCAGCCUACAGAAGGAACCUUAGGCGUGUCUGAAGCCCUCAGAUAGAUCCCAGGAAGAAUAAAUCAGUGCUCUGUCAGCUGAAGUAGAUCUAAGAUCAGCUCACAUCUCCUUUAGCUGGGAGGAUUCCACACAAGGGAGUGUUAGACAUCUGAAAGGCCUGAAUUGUUUUGACUUCAUUGUGAGGCCUCACUCUAGGCCUUUUCUACCCGAAGAGAAAGAAAAACCUGUCUCUGUGCUGAGACAAGAACACAGAGGAAAGCAGUGUUGUGUCAUGGUGACCCUCCACGUUGGCAGAAUUAACAGCUGGAUGCAGCUGGGACAGAUGUUGCCUGGUUCAGUUUUCAUCCCUGGAGUAAGGGACUUUCUCUAGGAUCCAAGACCUCUUGGCGAGACCUUGAAAUAUGAACUUUGUGGUUAGUAAUUAAUGAUCACAGCAUUGUCUGUGGUAAUCACUGCCAGAUAUGUAAAAAACAAGCAUUGUUGCCAGAAUCUUUUGGUGAGAUUAAUUGAGAAGAGAAGUCUGAAUUUGGGGAAUAUAAAAAUGUACUUAAAAGAUUUUUAUAUACUCCUGGCAGGUGGUGCUCAUAUAAGAGGAUUGUGGAAGAGAAAUCAGAACUACCUGAAGAACCUUAUUGGAUAAUAGGUUAUUGACUAUUUCUGGCUUAUUUUAGAAAUGAACUUUGAAAGGGAGUUUUUGUUAACUUGAAAAUCUACCCAAGUGGACAUCAGCUCUAUAGAAGCUUAUGUGCAGGACUACAGAAGCACA
Heteronotia binoei (common prickly gecko) is the source of this 3444-nucleotide messenger RNA. RefSeq names its product oocyte zinc finger protein XlCOF6-like. Gene Ontology annotation, biological process: regulation of transcription by RNA polymerase II. The coding region runs from base 78 to 2453 and encodes 791 amino acids. Gene Ontology annotation, molecular function: DNA-binding transcription factor activity, RNA polymerase II-specific; RNA polymerase II cis-regulatory region sequence-specific DNA binding. Lineage: Eukaryota; Metazoa; Chordata; Lepidosauria; Squamata; Gekkonidae. The transcript has 5 exons. The record is from RefSeq and is a predicted model, not a curated record.